Molecule: messenger RNA, 2347 nt
Organism: Scleropages formosus (Asian bonytongue)
Lineage: Eukaryota; Metazoa; Chordata; Actinopteri; Osteoglossiformes; Osteoglossidae
Product: tissue factor pathway inhibitor-like
Exons: 7
Coding region: 370-1218 (282 amino acids)
Biological process (GO): negative regulation of peptidase activity
Cellular component (GO): extracellular region
Molecular function (GO): serine-type endopeptidase inhibitor activity
Source: RefSeq, a predicted model, not a curated record
UGAAAAUGAGACAUGAUGAUGAACGUGAUUCCUGCUGUUUUCACUCAGAGUCAGGACCCGUCACACGAACAAACAAGUACUAUCAGUACUGCGAGUAGUGGGAACGAACGGGUACCGCGACUACUCACUGUGAGUACUCCCCCGAGGCCAUAAAGCUGCGCGCGCGAUCCCACGACGAGUCGACGAUCGAUCAUCAUCUCCCUCCCUCCGUCGCUCCUGUUUGGCGGUUCAACCUCGGACACCGAGCGAUACAGUAAGAGUAACAGUAAGAGUAAGAGUAAGAGUAAGAGCCGCGCGGAUCCCUCCCGGCGCUUCCUUCCACUCCCGACGCUUCCAGACGCUUCCAGAGCAGAGCGUCGCGGUUCGGACAUGGAAUCGACGGCACUCGUUUCAUCUGUGUGCCUCCUGCUGAGUGUCGCCCUCGUGGCUCCGAGCGGCGCGCGCCUCCGCGCAGGUGAGGGCGAGUGGCCCGAGCUCCGCCUCUUCCACCACUCGUGCGCCCUGAAGAAAGACGAGGGUCCCUGCAAGGCGCUGGUGGAACGCUUCUACUUCGACGUGGAGACGGGCGGCUGCGAGCGCUUCGACUACGGCGGUUGCCAGGGCAACGCAAACAACUUUGAGAGCCUGCAGAAGUGUGAGGACAUGUGUCUCGUGAGACAGGACAAGAGCCCGUGUCACUUGGAGGAGGAGACGGGGCCGUGUCGCGGGAUGGUGCUGCGCUACUUCUACAGCAUGGCCAGCCGCCGCUGCGAACGCUUCUUCUACGGCGGUUGCUUCGGCAACGCCAACAACUUCCGGACGGAGGAGGCGUGUCGGGCCCGUUGCCAUGGAAACAGCAUGGAAACACCAAGCGACACGAGGGCAGGAGCCGACUCCAGAGCCAGAGCCCAGGACGUUGAGUCCAGCGAUGUGCUUCCCCAAAAUGCAUCACACACCCAGGCGAAGCUUCCCAAAGCCACAGGGGGCGCCGCGCCAGCUGCCUGCCAGGCCCCCAUCCACAGGGGCACGUGCGGAGACGCGGUCAAGAGGUACGGCUACAACGCGGAGCUCAGGAGGUGCCAGUCCUUCCGCUACAGCGGCUGCGGCGGCAACAGCAACAACUUUGAGUCCAAGAAGGAGUGUGUGAGGACCUGCAUCAGGGAUGUGAACCCCCACGCGGGCGGAAAGAAGCAGCGCGCGAAGCCGAGCGACGCGCAAAUCAUAUUUCGAUCUGUGUGAGAUCAGAGGAAGGAGACUCGACCACAACAGCGUCUGUUUAGCACUCUUUUCGUGAAGGUUCUGUGAAUGAUGUCAGGUAGAUUCCUGAAAAGCGGAUCCUGGAAGUAUUUUUUCUUUCUUUCUCUCUCUCUCUCUCGGGGAAAAUGCGGAUUUGCCCACUACAUCCAUAUCAUAUAUGAUCCUCUUUUCAUAACUCGGUAAAGCGGAACGGAUGACACUCACUUGCAACAUUUAAUACAUUGUUUAACGCUUUUUAUCUGAUCGUGACCGCGCGUUUUUUACUCACUAAAUUACUGUGUUCGUGAGCGCGCCGCGCCGCAUCGCACACUUUCCACGCCCGACUGCACUAGGAAUAAAGGUAAAAGCUUUGGAAUUUAUUUCCGUUUCAUCACGUGUUUAGUCUCUUUUCCUUCGACUCUAAAACGGGAGCAAAUGCAGAAAUGAGUCACAUUUCUUAUUUCAUAAUUUUGCCUUUUUUCCAGUUUGCUGGGUCUGCGGAGUAACAGCAGACGCUGACGAAAAUGUCAUGUAUAUGGAACAAAUGUUGAAAAAUAACGAUGUCGAACAGGAAACGUAUCGUGGUGGCGCGCGUGCCAGAGCUGAGAGCGUGGGUACACCGUUCCCACAAUGCAGUGCGGCUCAGUUUCGAGAUGCUGCGUCAGUUUGUUGUGCCGCCCGACCCAGCAGGUCGAACAGCCCGAAAUCCGCACAUCAGUGAUUGAUGUCUAAUUAAUUAAGUAAUUAAGCGUUAGGGUUUCAGGACCGGAUACACAAAGAAGCGGAUGUCGGGAGACGGAAUGACGGGGGGGGGAGGACGAGUGUGUGUGUGUGUGUUGUCUUCGCGUGAACCCUCUUUGUCUCAGUCCUUACGUAUUAGACAUUGUUGUUGCUCAUUCUCAUUUUUAUUGCUGUUCUCUGUGGGACCUGUUCUCUAAGUGGAUUUAUUUGCUUUUGUACCGAACUCAAUGUACAUUGUAUCGUUACCCAGCUUUAUGUACAUAUAUAAUAUAUAUAUAUAUAUAUUAGUAUUAGUAUAUACACACUGUAUACACCAGUGCAAAUGAGUUCAGGUGUAAAUCAGUGUCACCUGACCUGUCCUCUGUUGAAAUUAAAGAAAAGCUCUGUGUGA